Fukomys damarensis (Damara mole-rat) is the source of this 2418-nucleotide messenger RNA. It is a transcript of the gene Mpzl2, whose product is annotated as myelin protein zero like 2. Gene Ontology annotation, cellular component: membrane. The record is from RefSeq and is a predicted model, not a curated record. Gene Ontology annotation, biological process: cell-cell adhesion. Bases 422 to 1069 code for a protein of 215 amino acids. NCBI's taxonomy places the organism in Eukaryota, Metazoa, Chordata, Mammalia, Rodentia, Bathyergidae. The transcript has 6 exons.
GGGUCAAACCCAAAGCAGCCUGGGACUUUUCGGGCUGGCACCACCUCCUCGAGCCGUUCCCGAGGGCAUCCAGAGGCCAGGUCUCUGUCGGACAACUGAAAAGUAAAGAGAGGACUGGGGCGUUAGGGACCUUUGUGCAGAAGUGCGCCGGAGUGCAGGGCGGGAGGGAGGAGGGGAGAGGGCGUUGGGAGCCGGAGGAGAGGAAGCCCCACCUUUCAUUCCUGCGCUGAGCCCGGCCCGCGGGGCGGGAUGAGUCACGGCUGCCUCACCUGCCUCUUUCGGGCGCUGCGGCUCCCAUAGGUGAGCGCGCAGCCUCUGCUCUCCGGUAAACAUCGCGCCGCGCCUCGCGCUGGCCUUGGCAGGGUGCUGGAGCCCUGCGUUUGCCCGGUCUGGUCUGCGGGGCCAGGGCUGGGUUUCCCUCAUGUAUGGCCAGAGUCCUCCGCGCGCGGUGCUGCUGCUCCUUGGCUUACUGCUCACAGCUCUUUGGCCCAUAGCAGCUGUGGAAAUUUACACCUCUGGGGCGCUGGAGGCUGUUAAUGGGACAGACGUUAGGCUAAAAUGCACUUUUUCCAGCUUUGCCCCCGUGGGCGAUGCGCUAACAGUGACUUGGAAUUUCCGUCCUCGAGAUGGGGGUCCUGAACAGUUUGUGUUCUACUACCAUGUGGAUCCCUUCAAACCCAUGAGUGGGCGGUUCAAAGACCGGGUGGUCUGGGAUGGGAAUCUUGACCGGUGCGACGUCUCCAUUAUCCUGUGGAAGCUGCAGUUCGAUGACAAUGGGACAUACACCUGUCAGGUGAAAAACCCACCUGAUGUGGAUGGGCUGAUAGGGGCGAUCCGGCUCAGCGUUGUGCAAACUGUACAGUUCUCUGAGAUCUACUUCCUGGCUCUGGCCAUUGGCUCUGCCUGUGGGUUGAUGGUCAUCAUUGUAAUUGUGGUUGUCCUUGUCCAGCAUUUCCGGAAAAAGCGAUGGGCUGACAGAGCUCACAGAGUGGUGGAGAUAAAACCUCACGAAGAGGAAAGGCUCAGCCAAGAAAAAAAGGUCUCUGUUUCUUUAGAAGACACAGACUAAUAUCCCUAGAUGGAAGCUGAAAAUUUCCAAGAUUUCUUGAAGUUUAUGGAUACUUCUCUUUGGUGUUUCCGUUGUGACCUGUCUUCUGACAAGUUCUGCAGAACGUACCCACUGAGAUAAACCACAUCUGUCUGUAGGCAGCAUAGAGCUCUUGGGCAGAUGCCAGCAGACUCACACACAGUCUUAUUAUUAAGGUUUUAUUUAAUUUCAGAGUACAAAUAUUUUUCAAAUCCACAUUAGCUUUUAUGAACUAAGAAGCUACAUUUUUGCCCUCACACACCAAAAUGGAGUAUGACUUGUGUACAUGUAUAGUGCAACAAAAGGGAUAAAGGCCAUUUUGUCUGUUAUAUUUCCUUUCACACAUUAGUUUCUUGAGAGUAUCACUCUUGCUGCUAAAGUUAAUGUUUACUUCUUUCUUUGUCACAUUUCCAUUAAAGGGUGAGCGAAGCCUCCCAGCCAUUUUUUUUCCUUUGGUACCAGGGAUGGAACUCUGGACCCUGCACUUGUGAGGCAGGUGGCAGAACCACUGGGCUAAAUCAAAUCCCUGGCCCCCAGCCAUUUUUUAAUUGACAUGAUUCCAAGAACAAACUGUUAAGUGUGAUUUUUUUUUUAAUUGUUCUCCUUAAGUAUGGGACACACCUUAUUUUAUUGAUGUUCUUUCAGUGCCAAGGUGAUAGGAAUUUUUGUUUUUGUCAGUUAAUCCAAGAUUUUAAAUAGCACAAGACCAAAUCAUGCAAUAACUCCAAAAGGUUUUGUAAAUAUUACUGUAUCGGCAAAUGCCACCUCAGGAUGUAUCACUUGUCAUCUUUUUUCUUUGUUGGUAAAAAUAAUUAACCAUGUAGGUCUUUCAUGAGCUGCUACUGUUUAGCUUUCUGCCCUGCCCUUCUAUUCAAUUAUCUUUAACAACAGAGCAAAAUGUAUGCUCAUUUGCAGACUGGAAUCAGUAAGCAGUUUAGUAGAAGGAUUCCGUCAUAGUAUUCAACAACUUUAAAAAUUUAGGGCUGGUGAAAAAGACCAACUCUAAGUGAUGACAAUUUUGUACAGUAUUAUUACACAAAGUUCAGAACUGGAAAAGAUUAUUUAAUUUUUUUGUUUGUUUUUUGAUUGUAAUUCACUUGCUUAAGGGACAGAGAAUUUGGUACAGAGCAAAGAAAUACCAAAACUACUUCAACUGACUGAAAUUAUUCUUUUUCCCCUUAUAUUGGUAGAAACACUUCAUAAAUGAGCUAUGGAAAGAAGAGAGCUUUUACAAAAUUGUCUAGUUACCCAUAUCUUUCCAAACUUAUGCAUUUGUUCAAAGAUUUUUUUUUUUUGGGGGGGUACUGGGGAUGGAACUCAGGUCCUUGUGC